UCGAUAUCCACCAACAGCCUCCAAUCCUGCCACAAUGGAACUAUCUCUGACCGACACCAGCAUUCAGUGAUAUGUUGAAUCCACAACGUCGAUGAGGUUGCCUUCUCGGUCGCCGCGAUUCUUCUUGUCUUCUCGAUGACUGGGACUCUUCUUCGCUUCUGGAUUGCUGCUGCUCUUCCCUUCUUGAGGACUGCGGUGGAGCUGAUGGAGCGUCAGGUCGUGCAUCUACUAUGUAAUGUAAACCGAGAUUUGUAUGGUUCCAUACUUACCAUUGAUAUAAUUCUGAAGAAUCCGUGAA
This is a messenger RNA of Cylicocyclus nassatus, 298 nucleotides long. Lineage: Eukaryota; Metazoa; Nematoda; Chromadorea; Rhabditida; Strongylidae. The record is from the annotation of a GenBank genome assembly.